AUGGCUUCCUCGUACUUGCCGUCAGCAUAUCCUGCAACUCAGAGAAGAUCAUCUCAAACUUACUACCUGCCACUCAUUUUCGAGAACCAUUUGACCCUUCCAGAAAUUGGGUUCCUCUCCAUUCUAAUCUUUCUUCUCCAGUUAAGUUCAUUCUAUUUUGAUACAAGAAAUGGUGAUGGAAUUGGAGAUGAUGGAAUGUUGCAUGUUGUAUCAUGGAUGGAUUGUUUAGACCUUGGAGUUCUUGCAGUACUUGCAAAUUCAACUCUGUCUAGCUCAAGCUAUCCAGAACUGGUUUCAUUUCAUUUCUUUAUCCCUGGAGGGGAUGAAGACAAAGUGCCUUUCUAUAAGUUGAAGGUCUUGUUUCCACAUUCAAACCUUGAACUUCACGGGCAGGAAGAGGUUGAAGAAAUUGUGAGGAUUGCCUUUUCUGAUGAACAAUAUGCUAAACCCAGUUAUGAGGAAAUAGUACCGUUUAUCAUAUCAACUGUGCACCAGUUCUUGAGCAAAUUCAUAUACAUUUCAGUGAAUGUAAUUAUGAAGGCUAGAGUUGAAGAACUCAUUGGAGUUGACUUGGAUGAUUAUGCUAUAGCAACUGCCGAAGACUGCUCUCAGAGGUUAAAAAAUAAUGUGAAUUCUGAUGUGUUGGAUGCUAUUCAGAGAUCAGUUUCAAAGCCUUGGGUUUGAGACACGUUAUGCAAAGGAUACUUGUUUGCCAGACUUAAGUGUGCUCGUGAUUAAUGCAAGGAAAUUAGACAAAGAUAUUGUUGAGACCGUCUAAUGGUGGAGCAAAGCUCUGAAUUUGAGAGAGAGGUUUCAUAUUCUCCUCUAAUUGUGAUUUUCUUUUCUUCUAUUAGGAAUCUGACAUGGUACCAGUUGACAAUUUUCUGUUUAUAAGACUAGUGACUCGGAAUAUAAUUCUAUGGGCUUGAUUUUUGGAGCAGUGUGUUUUAACAGUUGGAAAUUGAAUGUUUAUCGAUUUGUUAUUAUUUCAUCAUUUUGCCUAGUGGUUCUUCUUGGUUUGUCAAGGAUAUCACAUCAUCUGAAGUUAACAACAGCAUGAUUAUCUACUACGAUGGGCCCAAGACUAGUUGCAUUGAAUCCAUCAGUGGAACUGCCUUGGAAUACAGUGAUGGCAAUGUCUGGACUCAGUACCUUCCUUCAAUCUCAGAUCGAAUCUUGGGCGGCUAAAAUAGUACCUAUACAACAAUGCAGGGCAUUGGAUGAAUUCGCUGGUGAUGUAUUAUAAGGCACUUGAUAUUGCAAGUCAAAUUAAACAUGAAAAUGCAUAUUUGUUUAGGUAAUUUGAACAUUUACUUAUAUUUUUUCUUUGCUCUGAUGUAAUUGAUAAAUAUCCAUUAUGAAUGGAAAUGUUCUCUGCAGUAAAACCAUUCUUUUGAUUUA
Messenger RNA from Populus euphratica (Euphrates poplar), 1401 nucleotides. RefSeq lists its product as uncharacterized. The record is from RefSeq and is a predicted model, not a curated record. Bases 1 to 684 code for a protein of 227 amino acids. The transcript has 6 exons. Gene Ontology annotation, cellular component: Golgi apparatus. Lineage: Eukaryota; Viridiplantae; Streptophyta; Magnoliopsida; Malpighiales; Salicaceae.